CUCAUUGGCGCACACCGCAGUCAUUCAACAUCUCACCACUGGAUGGGCGGAGAGGCACAAAAAGAUAUCAUUUUCUGCUCGGCUGCUCAGCGGGGAGUAGCUUGUCAUUGACCGGUGGAGCUGCUUGCUUGCAGGGGUCUUUCGGUUUGUCCUGACUGCCGCUGGGCUUCGGAGCUCUUUUGUUUGCUGGCGUUUGCUGAUUUUUUUUUCUGUGCUUCAUGUGGUGAAUAAGGCACUGAAAUGAAGAGAGUAAACAGCUUUCAGAGGUUUAUGAACAGGCGGGCCUCAGCUAACUGCCGCUACCAGCCCACCUGCUAUGAGCAUGCUGCAAACUGCUACACCCAUGCACUCCUCAUCGUGCCAGCCUUCGUGGGCAUGGCGUUGCUGCAUCGUCUGUCAGACAACGGCUGGGAGAGGAUCACAGCCUGGGUGUACGGUAUGGGCCUCUGUGCCCUCUUCCUGGUCUCCACUGUGUUUCAUAUCAUCACCUGGAAGAGGAGCCACAUGAGGUCCAUGGAACACUGUUUCCACGUGUGUGACAGAGUGGUCAUCUAUUUCUUCAUUGCUGCCUCCUACACACCUUGGUUGAACCUUCGUGAACUGGGCCCUCUGGCAGCACACAUGCGCUGGUUUGUGUGGCUCAUGGCUGCUGCUGGAACCAUAUACGUCUUCAACUAUCAUGAAAAGUAUAAAGUUGUCGAGCUGGCUUUCUACUUGAUGAUGGGUUUUUUCCCUGCAUCAGUCAUGACAUCAAUGAGCAACACAGAGGGCCUCCAGGAGCUGGCCUGCGGUGGACUCAUCUACUGCCUCGGCGUGUUCUUCUUCAAGAGCGACGGCCGCAUCCCCUUCGCCCACGCCAUCUGGCACGUAUUUGUGGCGCUGGCUGCGGCCGUGCACUACUACGCCAUCUGGAAAUACCUCUACAAGGCCCGCGGCGCAGACUCCCUCCUCCAGUCGUGACCCCAGCCGAAGGCCGGGUGCCCGAUCCUGCCCCUUCCCCGUGUGCUUCUGAGCAGAGGCGCCUGCACACUGACUCCCUCAACUGCCCGCUGAAGCUGCAAACGAGUUUACAAAAAUAGUGACCAUAAAUUGUUUACUUUUUUUUCUAACGUGGAGAACAGAUUUUUCAGCGUCUCCCUGACAAACAAAAGCUACUUUCCAAGCUGUUUUGUACAACUUCAGUCUAAAAAAAAAUCUUGACAGCAAGGGAGGGAAUUUAGACUUUUUACAAUGAACCCUGGCACAUUCAUGAGUUUUUGGGAAAUUUGAUAGGAUUUUUUUUUUUUUUUAAUCGCUUCAAGUGAGUCACAUUCCACAUUGGAGUCAUUUGUGUGUCAAAACCUGGAGAUUCAUCCAUUUCAGCUGGUGAUAUCAACACGGGGGAUAUCGAGUGAGGUGCUAAAAUAAAAUCAGCUCUUAGCAGUAGCGGGGCUGGGUAUCAUUUGAUAUUUCAGUACCAGUACCAAAUUUAUACUUUUUGAUACAGUACUAUGCUUAUGAGAAACAUAAACACACAAAAAAAAUGUUUUCCAAUUAAUAAAAGAAACCAAAGAUCUUAAAUGUUUUCUAAACACAAACAACUGUACAAGAACAAAUAGUUUGGGGGGCAAAAUUCGAUUGAAAUCAGAAAUCUUAUCCAAGAAUGAUCUACUAAAUAUUUGAUGCCACCUUUUCAUAUUCUGAACCAAAAAGUGUUUUGAAGUUUUAUACCCAGCCCUUGUCUGUGCUCUGCUGGUGCAUUUUGAAGUCGGUAAAAAAUGAAAGAAAUGAUAAGGAAAAGCUCUUUUUUGUUUUCCCAUUUUCAUUAUUAUUAUUAUUUUUUUUUUUUUAAAGUGAUUACAUUGUCAACCCUAUCUGAUCCCCAUCACACACUCUUGACCAAUGCAUGUUUUUUUGUUAUUUUUUAUUUUUUCUGACCAGUAUCCAAAUACAGUCCUCGGUUUUCAGGGAUCUAGCUUGUCCUUUAAGUAUUUAGCGCCCCCUGCUGGUGUAUAAACAGCAUUUCAGGGUGUGUGUGUGUGUGUGUGUGUGUGUGUGUG
Messenger RNA from Perca flavescens (yellow perch), 2039 nucleotides. RefSeq names its product monocyte to macrophage differentiation-associated (gene mmd). Gene Ontology annotation, molecular function: pore-forming activity. Gene Ontology annotation, cellular component: membrane. Bases 241 to 960 code for a protein of 239 amino acids. The record is from RefSeq and is a predicted model, not a curated record. Lineage: Eukaryota; Metazoa; Chordata; Actinopteri; Perciformes; Percidae. The transcript has 8 exons.